GUCGCCGUGCCACUCUCAUACACAUACACUUUUCCGGUUCAAAACACGUGCACUGUAUCAAUACAUCACAUAAAUCUUCGCGCUACUAGUUUCGACAUAAAAUUUUAAAGACAAAUAUUUUGAUGCAAGCUUAACUUCUUGGACUUUUCGCGAAAUCAUAAAAGUCUUUAAAAGUGCUUAUAAGUUUGUUGUUUUGGAUUUUUAUUUCUCAAAAAGUCAUAUGUUCUAAACUGGUCUUCGUUAGUACCUUACCUAACAAGACCAGUCAGGAAAUAUUGACGUUUAUUGUAAAUGUGUGAUAAUAUAGUGAUUGACGUUUGGAAGAUAACAUUGGAGAGUAAAGUGCAGUGCAGUGCGUCCGAGGAGUACCGAGCGGGAGUCCCGAUGGCCGGCUCAGCCCGGCCGCGCUAGAUCGAUCCCGCCUCAUCGGCGCGGCUCACAUUGGUGGAGGGGGGUGAGCGCGGGGUGCGCGGUGCGGGGGGAUGCCCGUGCGCAAGGGGCUGCUCGCGCCCCAGAACACCUUCCUCGAUACCAUCGCCACUCGCUUCGAUGGCACACACAGCAACUUCGUGUUGGGCAACGCUCAGGUGCCGUGCUACCCGAUCGUGUACUGCUCCGACGGGUUUUGUGAGCUGACAGGGUGGGCACGCGCGCACAUCAUGCAGAAAGGCUGCGCGUGCAAGUUCCUCCACGGCCCAGACACACGCGAUGAACAUCGACAUGAGAUCGACGCCGCGCUAGAAGCAAAACACGAACUGAAACUAGAACUUAUAUUUUAUAAGAAAAAUGGAUCUCCCUUUUGGUGCCUGCUCGACAUCGUCCCAAUUAAGAAUGAGAAACGAGAAGUGGUUUUAUUUCUCGCCUCCUUCAAGGAUAUCACCAACACCAAGAUGGCCGCCAUGAACACUAAUGAGAACUUCGACAGCGGAGCCGCGGUGCGGCCUUCGGCUGGCGUGGUCACUCUAGCGUUAUCCCCAUUUGUACCCGCAGCGGCACUCUUGGGCGCCCGGUUCCGCGCUGAAUCUAGUUGCCUACUUCCAGACCCGAAUGGCAAUCUUGACCCCGAAGCGCCGUCGCCCGCGAACAUGGGCAGGCGACGCUCUAGGGCGGUACUAUACCAGCUUUCAGGACAUUAUAAACCGGAUAAAAUGAAGACGAAACUAAAACUCAACAAUGUUAGUAAGAAUCUAUUACACUCAUCGGACCCUCCGUUGCCUGAAUAUAAAACGUCAGCAUUAAAAAAGUCUAGAUUUAUAAUUUCUCACUACGGGGUGUUCAAAACAUUUUGGGAUUGGCUGAUCUUAAUAGCCACGUUUUAUGUGGCAGUAGUGGUUCCGUACAAUGCCAGCUUCGUUGACGAAGGCCACCCCAGGAUAAGUGUGACGAGUGAUGUCGUGGUAGAAGCGCUCUUCAUUAUCGAUAUAGUGCUCAAUUUCCGGACGACAUUCGUAAGUAAGAAAGGCGAAGUAGUCUCUGAUUCUAAGGCGAUAGCCCUUAAUUACAUCCGGAGCUGGUUUGUGGUGGAUCUCCUGGCGGCGCUGCCGUUUGACCUACUUUAUGCGUCCGACGUAUACAGCGGGGCGGAGUCGACACACGGAAAUGUGCAUUUAGUGAAAUUAACAAGACUGUUACGACUGGCCCGGCUGCUGCAGAAGAUGGAUCGAUACUCGCAAUACUCGGCUUUGAUACUGACGUUACUAAUGCUCUCUUUCACUUUGCUGGCUCAUUGGCUCGCUUGCAUUUGGUUCAUAAUAGCAGACAAGGAAAUUGAAAUUCAUAAGAACGAGAGUUGGGACUUAGGAUGGAUAAACAAUCUGGCGGAGAGGUUGAAAGUGCCGAUUCCAAACAUUUCACACAGCGAGAGCUAUGUGACGGCACUUUAUUUCACGUGCUCAUCUCUUACUAGUGUGGGCUUCGGUAACGUGUCAGCCAAUACUCUCGCAGAGAAGAUCUUCAGUAUCAUCACCAUGUUGAUCGGAGCACUGAUGCACGCUGUAGUGUUUGGUAACGUUACGGCUAUCAUACAGCGAAUGUACUCCCGCCGCUCCAUGUAUCAAAGCAAAUGGCGGGAUCUCAAAGACUUUCUCACCAUAAACCAAGUACCGAAGGAACUAAAGCAACGGAUGCAAGACUACUUCCAGACCAUGUGGUCGUUAAAUCACGGCAUCGAUAUACAUGAGACUCUCAAAGAAUUUCCCGAAGAGUUGAGGGGCGAUGUGUCUUUACAUUUACAUCGGGAGAUAUUAUCUCUUCCAAUAUUUGAGUCAGCUUCACAAGGUUGUCUUAAGCUGCUGUCUUUACACAUACGGAACAACUUUUGUGCCCCCGGCGAGUAUCUCGUCCACAAAGGGGACGCACUAACGUACAUCUACUACAUAUGCAACGGUUCCAUGGAAGUGAUGCAGAAUGACAUGGUCGUCGCUAUUCUCGGUAAAGGAGAUUUGGUGGGUUGCGAUAUGAAUACCCAUUUGCAAGCUUACAACGGUACAGGAUCGUCCCACCCGCAAGGGAAUAAUCCUGAUGUUGUGGUCAAAUCGAGCAGCGAUGUUAAGGCGCUAACCUACUGUGACUUGAAAUGCAUACACAUGGGUGGAUUGGCUGAAGCUUUGCGAUUAUAUCCUGAGUACCAGCAAGAGUUCAUACAUGAUAUACAGCAUGACCUCACGUACAACUUGCGGGAAGGAUAUGAGGCUGAAGCGGAGUCUGAUGGCAACGGGCACCCAUCUCUCACAUUACCUUCAAUAUCAGAGGACGACGAGAACGCUGCAGAAGACACAGCACUCACGCCCAAAAAACUACCCGUGUCAAACACAAACAGCCCUCGGCAUACAAAAUUCAGGACUGAUGGUCAGCCGCGCCUUUCUCAUAGAGAAUUGCGUGAAAGAAUAGAAAGACAGCGUUCAAUAGCAACGCCGAAAAUAUCUAGAGCCGACUCGCUGGAGGGGCUCAAUUUAGAAGUACAUAAUACAAGGUCGUCAGUAGACAGGCUUGACACCCAGGUAUCGAGCUUGCAUCACGACGUGGCCGCGCUUAGCAUGGAGGUUCGCCACGCCAUCCAAGCGUUACAAGAAAUGACAGCACCAACAGGAUGGCACGCAGCACAUUCCAAUCCUAAUCUCCAGUGGAACGCUCCACCGAACCAACUGGCUCGCAGCUGUAGUCAUCCGCCUGAUGUCUUCUGUUGGGAUCAGCAAGAGCGACCCCUCACGCCGGAGAGACCAAAGGUACACAAGACUACCCAAACUGAGCCUUUCCUACAUCUCGUCACGCAGUACAUUAUGGAGCACCCAGCUACUGUUAUGUUACUGCUAGGCAUCGACCCGAUGGCGAACCUGGCGCCCGUCAUGCCGGGCACGGUGGACUACUACACAGACACGCGAGGUCGACGGCCCAGCACAUUGGAACAAAUUAUAGAAUCGGAGGCAGGCAGCCAAACACCAUCCAGCACGACAAGCGAGAAGUUUGAACCAGUGAGAAGUCCUAGUGGAAGUGUAAAAGACCUAGAAGUGUCAAUAGAGAAUGAAGUGAAGAAACCGCCAGAAAAAGAAACGUUAAAUGCGACUAUGAGACGCAGCAGGUAUUCGACCAGUGACUUGUGCGAAGCCUCGGAACGAUUGCUCGCCACACGCUCCACGCACCCCAGCACUCGCAGCCUCAAGUUUAACAUCAACAGCUAAGUUUAUGAUUCCAUUUCGUCUAAAUAUAUGCUCAUUAGUCUUUAGUCUUCAAAUAAUAAAUGCCAUUAGUUUAAUUGUACAUUUGGUUACCUUAAAUUCUAUCUUAUAACUUAUAAGUGUAUUUCGUUUUAUAAAACGACCUUUGUAAUUUUUAUCACUACUUCUUGAUCAACGAAAUCUAUCUAUAUCAUUACGAAUAUCUUCUAGUUAGUAUGUAUGGCUAGGACAUCAUACUGAACGAUUGUACAUAUCAAGUUUACGAGAAGUUGUAUUGUUAGUUUAGUUUGUAAUUCUACUUUAUCUAGUCACUGUUUAGGCUUAACGAAAGAGAGAGACGUUGGGAAUUAAUUUGGGUCCGAUGUUUAAGAAUUUGCUACUGAUAUUGAAUGGCAAGACGCAUUUGUUGCAUAUUCGUGUACAAAUAAAUUCAUUGUUCUGUGGUCUUUAGACAAACAAGCUUUUAAAUAUUAACAGUUUUCUUAUAAUCCAUGCAGUUCUUAGUAGCAGGUACAUACAUACAUACAUCACCAAUCGGGAUGAGUUAUAGCUCCAUUUGCAUACGUAUGAAGAAAUGACCUUGAAAGCUUUGUAAACAUUUUAAGGCGUUUAUGUCAUACAUUUAUCCAUAUUGUUGAUAAGAUAGUUCUCUAUUUUAUAAUACAUUUUAAAAUAUUGCCGUCAAUUCGGUGUGUUUAUGUAAGACAAUACUAAGCAUAAAUCAUCUUCGUACCAAAUCUCCCUCUGAUCUCAAAAUACGUUUUAUAUCUAAAUAUAGAAACACGAUGUGGUCUUCCUUUGAAGUUAUCGGUAACCAGUAAACUAACUCCUUGAUAUGUAUUAUGAGUUAGAUAACUGGAACUUGUAAACUACAACUUCGUGCCAAAUACCUGUAUUGUCCGUGACAAUGUCAGAAGAUAAUGAACAAUGUCUAUUGUCAUUAUGUAGAACAAAUGAUUAAUUUAUUAAUUAAUAGAAGAACAAAUUUUUACUCGGACAUUAUAAGCCCUCUCCUUUGUGACCAAAUUAGUGUAAUGAAGAGAACAUUAUUUAAAAAUGUUUAAUUAAGUGAUACCUAAAACAUUUUAUAGAAGUAAAUAUUCUGAGAAUUUUUCCAUAGGCACUGUCUUUUAACGCAUAUUUUAUGAUAUAUGUGCUAAUUGGAUUAAUGAGGUAGAAAUGUGAACCUUGAAGUGUUCAUGAAACCUGAUGCUCUAAUAAUGUCGUACCUACUGUCUUCUUAUAAAGGUACAUUACAAAAAAAAAAUAAGAUUUCACAUACAACUGUCUCAGUUCACAUAUUAUGUAAGUACAAGCUCCGUGGGCGUCACUUGAUGAGAAAAACCCUUCUCAACGUUUUUUACGAUACUCCAUAACAUAAUUAAUACUACCUCUAGUUACUAUAUCCGACAUGAUGAUUAACAACGGUGAAAUAAGAAAGAAAUAUUAUUAUGAUAUUACAAAGAUGACAGCUAAUUACGGAAAUCCUAUAACAGUACAUUUUGACUUUGUAUAUAUUGUUUGAAACUGUAUGUAAGCAAUACACCUACCUAGUAGUUCUAGAAUAACUGUUAUUUUAUGUUUCAAAUAUAUUUCUAUAGUCUAAGUAGAUAGAGAUUGUUAGAUAACUAUUUUUGCCUCAUGAUUCAUAAUAAUAAUUGGUAUAAAUAUGAACUCUAAUUAUACUUGUAAUUAGGCAUAUUAUGUGUUGACUUCAAGUGUAGCGGAAUAAAAUAGUUGUUUAUGAACCUGUAUUGCAGGAACAAUACACUAUGAAUUUUAUUAUUAAUAAAUGUAAAUUCUAGUAGAGAAAUUAAAUUCAAAAAUUAUCUUUGAUAAUAAAUUGUUAUAAGAACGGAAACGCUUACUAGAAAUAAUAAAUGUGGUGUACGUUGAAUAGAACCCAUGAAUGUGAUAUGAUGUUAAACACGUGCAGUGCCUAAAAUCUCAUUUAUUUAUUUAUUUACUUAAUUAAUCUGUGUCUUUUAUUAAAAUCUAAACUAUUUUACUAAACGUUAUGAUUACGCAUACGUUUUGAAAAUAUUUUGUACAUAUUGAAACUUAAUCUUGUAGUACAAACUAUUAGUUACCAUAAAGUUGAAU
Spodoptera litura is the source of this 5777-nucleotide messenger RNA. Lineage: Eukaryota; Metazoa; Arthropoda; Insecta; Lepidoptera; Noctuidae. The record is from RefSeq and is a predicted model, not a curated record.